Molecule: messenger RNA, 705 nt
Organism: Lathyrus oleraceus (garden pea)
Lineage: Eukaryota; Viridiplantae; Streptophyta; Magnoliopsida; Fabales; Fabaceae
Exons: 3
Coding region: 1-705 (234 amino acids)
Source: RefSeq, a predicted model, not a curated record
AUGCAAUCAAUUCAUGACCACGAGUUUGCACAGUUUCUGAUGAGGAUUGGAGAUGGCAAUGAACCUGCUAAAGAGGAUGACAUGGUCAAGAUGCCUGCUGAAAUUGUAAUACCAUGGGAAGGAGAAAGCUCCAUAAAAAAGCUUAUACAACAUACAUUUCCCCAAUUAGAAAACCAUGGAUGGAAUGCUUCAUAUAUGGUGGAGAGAGCCAUACUUACUCCCAAAAAUUGUGAUGUACAUAUGUUGAAUGACAUGAUUAGUAAUAAGUUCCCUGGAGAUGAACAUAUUUUGUUAUCUUUUGAUGAGGUUGAGGGCCACAAUGCUGGAAAAAGAGCUUUCUUGCCAAUAAUUAAGCUCAAAACCACUGAUGGUGCAGGACUUCCUUUUGUGCUUAUUAGAAAACACUUUCCAGUCAAACUAAGUUUUGCAAUCAUUAUAAAUAAAUCACAAGGACAAACAAUUCCAAAUGUCGGAAUUUAUAUUCCACGACAUGUUUUCAGUCACGGACAAUUGUACGUUGCUUUAUCAAGAGGUGUUUCGCGGGCUGCAACAAGAGUGCUAAUUAAAGACGGAAAAGUAGAGGGGGAAGAAGGGGAUUUUACCAAAAAUAUAGUUUUUAAAGAAAUUUUGUUGUCACAACCUCAGGCAACAAUGUCACUUAAUAUCUCUGUUAAUGUUUAUGUUUAUUUGCUUAAUAAACAGUAA